Molecule: messenger RNA, 1638 nt
Organism: Mytilinidion resinicola
Lineage: Eukaryota; Fungi; Ascomycota; Dothideomycetes; Mytilinidiales; Mytilinidiaceae
Product: putative pantothenate transporter
Exons: 9
Coding region: 1-1500 (499 amino acids)
Biological process (GO): transmembrane transport
Cellular component (GO): membrane
Molecular function (GO): transmembrane transporter activity
Source: RefSeq, a predicted model, not a curated record
AUGGCGUUAGACCCUAAAUCUGCGGCUGUUGAUGCCGUGCAGGAGGCUGCCAUCUCCAAGGUUCCAACGAAUGAUAAUACUCCACGCACGAGAUGGGAGAAGGUCCAGGAAGUGAUCUGGGACGGAGGUCAUAGGACCAAAGAAGAGAGAAAGUUGAUCCAGAAGCUCGAUUGGUAUAUCAUGAGCUGGGCGACGUUUGGAUACUUUGUCCGAUUAUUGGAUUCGUCCAACAUCACCAAUGCCUAUGUUAGCGGUAUGAAGGAGGACCUGCAUUUUCAUGGCAGGGAAUACAAUCUUCUCUCGACUUACUUCACUUGCGGGUACCUCGUUGGCCAGAUCCCGUCUCAGUUCUUACUCACAAGAGUUCGGCCUUCUCUCUAUCUGCCAAUCGUUGAGCUUCUGUGGUCUAUCUUGACAUUCUGUUUCGCGGCCGUACCAAAUGUAAAGACGGUAUUCGCCCUCAGGUUCCUUUUGGGAAUGCUAGAAAGUCCGUUCGCAGUUGGUGUAUUGACCCUGAUGGGAAGCUGGUAUACGCCUAGAGAGCUUAGCAAGCGCAUCGCCAUAUUUUAUUCCGCCAGUUAUGCGGCCAGCAUGUUCAGCGGUUACCUCCAAGCCGGAAUAUAUCGAGGAAUGAACGGGACAGCUGGGCUAGCGGGAUGGCGAUGGUUGUUCAUUUUCUGUGGCAUUAUCUCCAUCUGGGAUCCGAUAUGGGGAUUUUUCGCUAUACCGGACAAUCCUUACUCUACUCGGGCAAAAUGGAUGCGUCCCGAGGAGCGUGAGCUACACGUUGCUCGAAUGUCGAAGAUUGAACGGAGGAAACCGGUGCCGCUGUCGUGGGCGAAAGUAAAGAAGAUCCUGACCCAUUGGCCGAUCUAUGUCUUCACAUUCACUCUCAUAAAUCACUGCGUGGUUACUCAGCCUCUCAACUACUUCUCGGUUUGGCUAAAAUCCCUCGAUCGUUUUAGCGUGUAUCAGAUAAAUCUCUUCCCAACGGCAGGACAAGCCGUUGGUCUCGUCUUCACCUUAGGGUACGCGUGGAUAUCUGACGGCAUUGGAAAAAGAUGGCAGGUCUUGGUUGUACCAGCUGUCUUGAACUUUGUCGGUAUGGUGACUGUUGCAUCACAACCAGGUUAUGGCGCGACCUUUUUCGGAUAUCUCAUUAACGCUGCUUCUUGGGGUUUCUGGCCAGUCCUAUACGCUUGGGCGAUUGAGAUCAUGCACAACGACAUGGAAGAGCGAGCGAUCGUUAUUGGUGUGGCGCAGACAUUUGGUCAAGCCUUCAUCGCUUGGGUGCCUCUUCUCAUCCUCGAUGUUGGCAAAUAUGCCCCUAAGUUCCACCUGGGCUUCAGCGUGAUGAGCGGAUUGAGUAUUCUAGAGUUUAGCAGUAUUUUCAUCAUCCGGUAUUUCGCUAAACGUGAAGAGGCCGCAGAGAAGGCAUUGGAAGACACGAGCGAUGCUGAAGAAGUGCCAUCAGUGGUAGGCAAGCUGGAAGUCAAUUGAAAAGAGACUAGGGAAACGCGUUAGCACGAGGGGAACGCGCUUCGUAAGCUAGUCUCAAAGUAGACCGGCUGAAUGUGACACCAGACACAAAGAGGGAAGUCUAAUUGUGACAUAUAUGAUAGUUGCUAUUGGGUUUCU